CGUCAGCUACGCAGUAGCGGUCAGGGCUGGUCCUGCGUGUGCAGAAUCAACUUCUUCGAGGGUGAAUAUCGAGGAGGACACUGACCGGACCGACACUGUACAUCGUCUUCGCUGGGUUGAAAACAGAGUUGCAACAUGGGCAACGUCCAAGUGAGUCAAGUUUUUGACAGUUUUCUUAUAAAUGCGUUAUCAGCUUUUUGUUAACGCUCUAGGCCUAGUAGCGUAUUGGAUGCUGCAGUGUAGUCGGGAAGUAAACCAAGGCUGCAACGCAUCUUUUAAGUAGGUCUAUGAACCACUCGACUGAAUCAAUAAUCUACAUGUCGAAGAUAAUGUCGUUAUUUAUAUUAUGUUAGAAUGUAGGCCAUUUACCUUCAUUCUUCCUAUCACAUUGUUAUUGGUUAUCAACUCAUUUUAAUGCUUUAAAAUGUUCGUUUUAGAAAAUGUAUGUAAAUGUAGCCUAUUUAUGUAAAUGAUAGCCUUCAUAUAUGAUUUGUGAAUGAGUGGAACAUAACUUAUCCAUAAAUGGCCUACUGUUUAUCAUAGCCUGUUUUAUAUAUGUAGGCUAUGCAGCAGGCCUAUUCAUAGGCCUACCAUCUGUAUAACAAAUGAGUGUUAGGAGCGUGGCAGCUUGAGUAGGCUGCUUCUCUCUGGAAUUUCCAGAAAGUUCUACUCUCAAUGAUCAAUAAGGCUGCAUUGUCUUUGUGGAGGGUGGGCGUGGAAGGGAUGCUGAGGCCCUGUAGCUUUGUAUCAAUAUGCAACUGCCCCAUGACUCAGCUCACAGAGACUGCACCCUUUACUAGACUAGGAACAGAGAGGGGAAUCUAGCCUACUGUACUCAACCAUGAAGGAAAAUUCUUUCUCACAUUACAUUAUUUAGCAGACGCUCUUAUCCAGAGCGACUUACAGGAGCAAUUAGGGUUAAGUGCCUUGCUCAAGGGCACAUCGACAGACUCUGGGAUUAGAACCAGCGACCUUUCGGUUACUGACGCUCUUAACCACUAAGCUACCUGCCGCCCCACACAUGAUCUAUACAGAAAAGACUGCAUAAUUUUAGGAUUAAUUAUGUGGCAUAGACCUAUGAUUAUUUGAGACAGAUGUAUCAUGGGAAAGCACAUAUUUUUGUAUAUCAUGUUAUAUUAGUGUCAUUGGUGUCCUGGUUCUGAACGUUUCCCCAUAUAGCCAACCAUUACCCCCUAUGAGGAUUUCGAUGUCAUGGCUGAUGUCAAGGCCAUCCGCAAAUCCUGCAAAGGUUUGGGUAAGUGUAUAGACUCGUAUAUUCCUAUUCAAGCAUUAAUCUAGGUCAAAGGCUAUAGGGUUCUCAAAUCCGAGCCUGGAGGUCGACAGUACCGACGUUUUUCUCGUCUCCCUAAUGAAUUGAUUAAUCAAUGUCACUGAUUGGCCAGAUAGAUGUCCCAGCCCAGGUCUGAAUCAGUUCCUGAUUUAGAGGGGCAGGAUGAAAAGCAGCAGUACUGAGGAUUGGUUCAGGAAACUCUCAUUAUCUUCCAUUCAGUCCCUUACAUUGGGUCAUGUUAGCUUGCACAUCACUGAUGGACGCCUCUAUGACAUGACAUCACCCAUCUGAUCAGAAAUAAAGUGACCUAAUCAUGAUCUAUCCACCAAUAUGAGUCAAUUAUACAGCAAUGUAAAGAUUGUCGGAUUAUACAACGAUAACAGGACAAUUGACUGAUUUUUAUUUAUUUGCACUAAAUAAAUAGAUAGUUUGAGCGUCCAUGGAUCAUCGGCUUGCAACCUUAUUAAUUUGUAUUUAAAUGUCUUUCUGAUUCAUCUCCACAGGGACGGAUGAGGAGGCCAUCAUUGAGAUCCUGGCCAAUCGUUCAUCAGCACAGCGCUUGGAAAUCAAGCACGCAUACUUUGAGAAGUAUGACGAUGUGAGUCGUUUCUCAUCCAUAGACUCGUGACAUCAACACAUUAAGACCUUUUAUAUGACAUGCAGAGUCCAACUGUUUGCUUUACGACUAUAGCAUGCUUCAUUUGAGUUGUAGGGGAGAAGUACUUUUUGGAGCACAAGAUGGAUGUCCCAAAUGAUGAGUUAGCACGGUGAAUGAGUGAUGGAAAUACUAACAUGUAAAUGUUUUUAAAAAAUGGAUGUCGAUGCCAUUGUGCAGAAUUUCGCCUUUCCUAGAUUUUUCUUAAUUCCUUGUGUCCUCUUUGCUUGCCUCCUUGAAAUGCAUUGGAGUAGGAAAAUGUAUAUAGGAAUCGAGGAAAUCAACACUUUUUUUGUUUGUUUAAAGGAGAGUGGAAUUCCAUUUAGACAGUACAGAAAUAGAGGGGAGACCGGACGAUGCAGGGAUUGAACCCUGAUCUCUGGUGGGGAGGCAUACAUGUGAUAGCAGCAGGUGUGUUACCACUAUACCACAGGGUUUGCACAAGGAAAUAUUUUUUAGACUUGUCUGUUCUAUGUAUUGUCCAUACUAAGGAGUUGGAGGAGGUGUUGAAGAAGGAGCUGACUGGUAGCUUUGAGAUGGCCGUCGUGGCAAUGCUAGAUCCACCCCACAUCUACUCUGCCAAGGAGCUGAGGAAGGCCAUGAAAGGGGCGGGCACCGACGAGGCUGUUCUGGUGGAGAUCCUGUGCACCAGCACCAAUCAGGUAUGUUGUUACUGGACCAUUAAACCAAUCAAAUCAAAUGUUAUUUGUCACAUGCGCCGAAUACAACAGGUGUAGACCUUACAGUGAAAUGCUUACUUACAAUCCCUUAACCAACAGUGCAGUUUUAAGAAAAAUAAGUGUUAAGUAAAAAUAAAAUAAAAAUAAUUAAAGAGCAGCAGUAAAAUAAAAUAACAGUAGGGAGGCUAUAUACAGGGUACUGGUACAGAGUGAAUGUGCGGGGGCACAGGUUAGUCGAGGUAAUUAAUGUAAUGUGUACAUGUAGGGGGGGGGGGGGGGUUGGACAAUGCAAACAGUCUGGGUAGCCAUUUGAUUAGCUGUUCAUGAGUCUUAUGGCUUGGGGGUAGAAGCUGUUAAGAAGCCUUUUGGCCCUAGACUUGGCACUCCGAUACCGCUUGCCGUGCGGUAGCAGAGAGAACAGUCUAUGACUAGGGUGGCUGGAGUCUUUGGCAGUUUUUAGGGCCUUCCUCUGACACCGCCUGGUAUAGAGGUCCUGGAUGGCAGGAAGCUUGGCCCCAGUGAUGUACUGGGCCGUACGCACUACCCUCUGUAGUGCCUUGCGGUCGGAGGCCGAGCAGUUGCCAUACCAGGCGGUGAUGCAACCAGUCAGGAUGCUCUCUGGUGCAGCUAUAUAACUUUUUGAGGAUCUGAGGACCCAUGCCAAAUCUUUUCAGUCUCCUGAGGAGGAAUAGGCUUUGUCGUGCCCUCUUCACGACUGUCUUGGUGUGUUUGGACCAUGAUAGUUUGUUGGUGAUGUGGACACCAAGGAACUUGAAGCUCUCAACCUGCUCCACUACAGCCCCGUCGAUGAGAAUGGGGGCGUGCUCUGUCCUCCUUUUCCUGCAGUCCACAAUCAUCUCCUUUGUCUUGAUCACGUUGAGGGAGAGGUUGUUAUCCUGGCACCACAUGGCCAGGUCUCUGACCUCCUCCCUAUAGGCUGUCUCAUCGUUGUCGGUGAUCAGGCCUACCACUGUUGUGUCGUCGGCAAACUUAAUGAUGGUGUUGGAGUCGUGCUUUGCCAUGCAGUCAUGGGUGAGCAGGUAUACGGGCGGCAGGUAGCUUUGUAGUUAAGAGCGUUGUGCCAGUAACCGAAAGGUCGCUGGUUCUAAUCCCCGAGCCGACUAGGUGAAAAAUCUGUCGAUGUGCCCUUGAGCAAGGCACUUAACCCUAAUUGCUCCUGUAAGUCGCUCUGAAUAAGAGCGUCUGCUAAAUGACAAAAAAUGUAAAAAUGUAAACAGGGAGUACAGGAGGGGACUGAGCACGCACCCCUGAGGGGCCCCCGUGUUGAGGAUCAGUGUGGCAGAUGUGUUGUUACCUACUGUUACCACCUGGGGGCGGCCCAUCAGGAAGUCCAGGAUCCAGUUGCAGAGGGAGGUGUUUAGUCCCAGGGUCCUUAGCUUAGUAAUGAGCUUUGAGGGCACUAUGGUGUUGAACGCUGAGCUGUAGUCAAUGAAUAGCAUUCUCACGUAGUUGUUCCUUUUGUCCAGGUGGGAAAGGGCAGUGUGGAGUGCAGUAGAUUGCAUCAUCUGUGGAUCUGUUUGGGUGGUAUGCAAAUUGUAGUUGGUCUAGGGUUUCUGGGAUAAUGGUGGUGAUGUGAGCCAUGACCCAGCCUUUCAAAGCACCUCAUGGCUACAGAAGUGAGUGCUACGGGUCGGUAGUCAUUUACGCAGGUUAGGUUAGUGGGCACAAGGACUAUGGUGGUCUGCUUGAAACAUGUUGGUAUUACAGAUUCAGUCAGGGUCAGGUUGAAAAUGUCAGUGAAGACACUUGCCAGUUGGUCAGCGCAUGCUCGGAGUACCUGUCCUGGUAAUCCGACUGGCCCUGCGGCCUUGUGAAUGUUGACCUGCAUAAAAGUCUUACUCACAUCUGCUACGGAGAGCGUGAUCACACAGUCGUCCGGAACAGCUGAUGCUCUCAUGCAUGUUUCAGUGUUACUUGCCUCGACGCAAGCAUAGAAGUAAUUUAGCUCGUCUGGUAGGCUCGUGUCACUGGGCAGCUCGCGGCUGUGCUUCCCUUUUGUAGUCUGUAAUAGUUUUCAAGCCCUGCCACAUCCGACGAGCCUCAGAGCCGGUGUAGUACGAUUCAAUCUUAGUCCUGUAUUGACUCUUUGCCUGUUUGAUGGUUUGUCAGAGGGCAUAGCGGGAUUUCUUAUAAGCAUCCAGGUUAGAGUCCCGCUCCUUGAAAGCGGCAGCUCUACCCUUUAGCUCAGUGCGGAUGUUGCCUGUAAUCCAUGGCUUCUGGUUUGGGUAUGUACGUACAGUCACUGUGGGGACGACGUCAUCGACACACUUAUUGAUGAAGCCAGUGACUGAUGUGGUGUACUCCUCAAUGCUAUCUGAAGAAUCCCGGAACAUGUUCCAGUCUGUGCAAGCAAAACAGUCCUGUAGCUUAGCAUCUGCGUGAUCUGACCACUUCUGUAUUGAGCGAGUCACUUGUACUUCCUGCUUUAGUUUUUGCUUGUAUGCAGGAAUCAGGAGGAUAGAAUUAUGGUCAGAUUUACCAAAUGUAGGGCGAGCUUUGUACGCGUCUCUGUGUGUGGAGUAAAGGUGGUCUAGAGUUUUUUUGGGUUGCACGUUUAACAUGCUGGUAGAAAUUAGGUAAAACAGAUUUACGUUUCCCUGCAUUGAAGUCCCCGGCCACUAGGAGCGCCACCUCCUGGAUGAGCAUUUUCUUGUUUGCUUAUGGCCUUAUACAGCUCGUUGAGUGCGGUCUUUGUGCCAGCAUCGGUUUGUGGUGGUAAAUAGACGGCUACGAAAAAUCUAGAUGAACCCUCUUGGUAAAUAGUGUGGUCUACAGCUUAGCAUGAGAGACUCUACCUCAGGCGAGCAAAACAUAGAGACGUCCUUAAUAUUAGAUUUCGUGCACCAGCUGUUGUUUACAAAUAUACACAGACCGCCCCCCCUUGUCUUACCGGAGGCAGCUGUUCUAUCUUGCCGAUUCACCGAACCCCCCCCAGCUGUAUGUUAUCCAUGUCGUCGUUUAGCCAUGACUCAGUGAAACAUAAGAUAUUACAGUUUUUAAUGUCCCUUUGGUAGGAUAUUCUUGAUCGGAGCUCAUCCAUUUUAUUAUCCAAUGAUUGUAUAUUGGCUAAUAGGUCUGAUGGUAGAGGCAGAUUACCCAUUCGCCGUCGGAUCCUUACAAGGCACCCCGACCUACGUCCCCGAUAUCUCCGUCUGUUCUUCAUGCGACUGACGGGGAUUUGGGCCUUCUUGAAUUAAGGACCUAUCGGGUAUGGGUUUAUUGGUCCAACCAGCAUUGAUUUGGACUGUCGUGAUCAAAUUGCACUCUGCACGAAUGUACACACAAGAUAAUGACAAACAAUGCUGUUCAACAGAUCCAGUGUCCCACUGACUUUUAGACAAAGAACUGUGUAUAUUAUUUUGUGAAUGAAAACAGAAAUGUUAAAGCAGAAUGUCUCUUGUGUUAUUCCCUGACUCUCUCCCCCAACAGGAGAUCCUGAGUUGCCACGAGGCGUAUGCCCAGGGUAAGUAUUUUUAGCCAGGACUUCAGAGCAUAAUCACACAUUUUAUGGUCCAGACUAUGGUCAGUCAACCCAUACACAACCAGUGUUCUUGUAUUUGUUAUGUCAAGGGUGAGUCACUAGGAUGAAUCACAGUGGAAUCGGUCACAUUUUCCUCUCUUGUUUUCUGGUGGAGAUUUAGACAUGACAUCACAAAUUCCUUUUAGCGUAAUGUUAGAGCAUUUGGGAAAUCCCCAAACUGUCAGUGAAAGGUGAGACUGUUUACCCCCUUAAAAACAAUAUGCUGACCCAAUGUCUGAUAUGUCAGGGGAAUUAUUGAUACAUUCCAUGCUGUUGUGAUAUUGAAUUCACAUUCUUCUCAAAUUGCUGUCCUUUCAAAGUAUUGCAUUUUGACGUCCCACUAUUGGGUUUUGUGGACUUUUGUCUUCAAUUUUUUUUCCUAACGCCACUGAAACUGUGUAUUGUAAAAAAAAAAAAAAAAGCUUCACAAUGCAUAUACAUCUGGAAUGACCUUUGACCUCUACAAUGUGACACAUUUGUUUCCCUUCCAGUGAACGAGCGUGACCUGGAGGCUGACAUUGAGGAUGACACCAGUGGAGACGUCAAGAACCUUCUGGUCUCUCUACUGCAGGUAAACCGGAUAAUAUUCUGUGAUUACAGUACAUGUGUCAAAUAUACACAUUUUGCACCAAUUGAUCACGUGACAAGGCGAAAACAAGACAUCCAACUGGAGUUGUUCCCCUUUGGUAAAAUGGACUGGGAGGCCAGUCUGUGUUCGGCACACUCGGGCCUUGUUCCCAUUCUUUCACCACCCCCUUCCCAGUGGUGUAAAAAUACUUGAAAGUACUACUCAAGUAGUUUUUUUGGGGUAUCUGUACUUUACUUUACUAUUUAUAUUUUUGACAACUUUUACUUCACUACAUUCCUAAAGAAAAUGAUGUACUUUUUACUCCAUACAUUUUCCCUGACACCCAAAAGUACUCGUUACAUUUUGAAUGCUUAGCAGGACAGGAAAAUGGCCUAAUUCACACACUUAUCAAGAGAACAUCCCUGGUCAUCUCUACUGCCUCUGAUCUGGCAGACUCACUAAACACAUGCUUAGUUUGUAAAUUAUGUCUGAGUGUUGGAGUGUGCCCCUGGCUAUUUGUAUUUUUUUAUUUUUUAUUUUAACAAGAAAAUGAUGCCGUCUGGUUUCCUUUAUAUAAGGAAUUUGAAAUUAUUUAUACUUUGAUACUUAAGUAUAUAUUUUUGCAAUUACGUUUACUUUUGAUACUUAAGUAUAUUUAAAACCAAAUACUUUUAGACUUUUACUCAAGUAGUAUUUUACUGGGUGACUUUCACUUUUACUUGAGUAGUUUUCUAUUAAGGCAUCUUUACUUUUACUCAAGUAUGACAAUUGGGUACUUUUUCCACCACUGCCCCUUCCCACUUCCUCGGCACUAAAAGGUACAUGACUCAUAUCCCCUCAAUCCUAUCACAAUGACCAUGAUACAGUUUUUCAUUUGUAAGUUGGUUUGGAUAAGAAUGACUGCUAGGUAAGAAAGUGAAUAGAAGUAAAUGGGAAACAGGAAAAUACUGUUGGUUGUGGGGAAAAACUCCCUUUUUUUAAUGCCACUUGUUGACUCACAUCAUACCUUGGCUUGAUAGGUUGAUGAUCCCUCCCAGACGCUCUCUCUCUCUCUUUGCGUCUCUUCUUUACCCCACUCCCCCCCUCUCUCUCUCUACCCUGAUAGGCUAACAGGGAUGAGGGCUUUGAGGUGGACGAGGGACUGGCCGAGCAGGACGCGACCGCUAUGUUUGAGGUGAGCUCUCACUACGUACUGUACCAGGCUCUUGUUUCAUGUCUGUUACUAUUAACCCCUCAUGACACUCUAGGAAUCAAUAGGAUGUUUAUCCCUAUUGUGCCCCAACGAUCCAAGUAGAGUUAGAGCAACGUGAGUAACUCAUGUCUUUCGAGUAAAUCUGCCAUUGACAUCAAUGCGUGAUUUAUGCAAAAUUCCAAGUUGUGCGUACGGAUCUCAAGCCAGAAUUCCUUCCUUUUUGUAAGCAAUGACUUUGACUGGAUCCCUGUGCUUUCUGCUGGUGUGUUUUAUUCUGGUCUUUGUUUGUGGAUGUCAGGCAGGAGAGGGUCGUUUCGGAACGGACGAGUCCACCUUCACUUACAUUCUGACACACAGGAACUACCUGCAGCUUCAGGCCACCUUCAAGAUCUAUGAGCAGGUAUGUACAGUCCACUUGCUAUGUGCCACUGGGGGGUCAUGAACUCUGUCAACGCUCUGAAUUGACAAUAUUAGUCAACCGCGGAAGACAAAAUAACCAUUUAUUACUAGGUUGGUCCAGUGGAGUAAGCUGCUGCCUCCAGCCCACAUACACUGCUAUUUCAGCACACUCUCUCCUCUAUCUCUCCUAUCCAAAAAAACAAGAAAUGCGUGAGGAGUGGGACUGCCCCAGUCCUUUAAAAAAAAAAAAAGGAGAACCAUUAUCUGUCAUUAAAUGGAAGCACUUCUAAGUACUGGGGAAAUUGUCUAGAAGUAGUCAGUCAUGUUUUGUACUCAGUAUGGACAAAUGGAUCACCAUCUUGAUUCUGUGUUCACUGUCUUGUUUGUGUUCUCUCCAGCUCUCUGGGACAGAGAUCCUGGAUGCCAUUGACAACGAGGCUACUGGGACCUUAAAGGAGUGCUACAUCACCCUGGGUAUGUCAUUUUUAGAGCCAUGUUUUGGACACAAACAGCGUUACGGUAGCUGGCGACCACUCUUUUGCUAACUACCUGUAAAUAAAUACACUGAACAAAAAAUAUAAACGCAACAUGUGAAGGGUUAGUCAUAUGUUUUCAUGAGCUGAAAUAAAAGAUCCCAGAAAUUUGCCAUACGCACAAAGAUUUCUCUCCAAUUUUGUGCACAAAUUUGUUUACAUCCCUGUUAGUGAGCAUUUCUCCUUUGCCAUCCACCUGACAGGUGUGGCAUAUAAAGAAGCUGAUUAAACAGCAUGAUCAUUACACAGGUGCACCUUGUGCUGGGCACAAUAAAAGGCCACUCUAAAAUGUGCAGUUGUCACACAACACAAUGCCACAGGUGCAAUUGGCAUGCUGACUGCAGGAAUGUACACCAGAGCUGUUGCCAGAGAAUUGAAUGUUCAUUUCUCUACCAUAAGCCGCCUCCAACAUCGUUUUAGAGAAUUUGGCAGUACGUUCAACCGGCCUCACAACUGCAGACCACGUGUAGGGGCGGCAGGUUGCAUAGCGGUUAAGAGCGUUGGGUCAGUAAUCGAAAGGGGGCUGGUUCUAAUCCCCGAGCCGAUUAGGUGAAAAAUCUGCCGAUGUGCCCUUGAGCAAAGUACUUAACCCUAAUUGUUCCUGUAAGUCGCUCUGGAUAAGAGCCUCUGCUAAAAUGACAUAAAUGUGUAACCACACCAGCCCAGGACCUCCACAUCCGGCUUCUUCACCUGUGGGAUCGUCUGAGACCAGCCACCCAGAUAGCUGAUAAAUACUACUCAGUUUCAUGUCUGUAAUAAAGUCCUUUCGUGGGGGAAAGACUCAUUCUGAUUGGCUGGGCCUGGCUCCACCCAUGGCUGCGCCCCUUCAUGUGAAAUACAUAGAUUAGGGCCUAAUGAAUUUAUUUCAAUUGACUGAUUUUCUUAUGAACUGUAACUCAGUAAAAUUUGUUGCAUGUUGCGUUUAUAUUUUUGUUAAUUAUAGCUAACUAACUUGGCUAACUGAGGGUGAAACCAUUCACUGCCAUUAGUUGUAAAUGAGAUUUCACCCAGUGUCUGUGAAGGAGUCUUCAUCAUGAGACGAUAACAUAGUGGGUAGACUCAAAUGAGAGAACCAACUUUCAUUCAUCAAAUGAAAACAGACGCUGGUGCUAUAGACUUAAGUGACCCUCCACCCAGUGCUUUGAGAUUUGUGAGGGGUACAGGGAAGUAUUCAUCUGUGUGUGUGUGUCUGCGUGCAUAUGCAUGUCUCUCUCUCUCAACAGUGAGGUGUGCCAAAAACCCUCAGCUCUAUUUCGCCCGUCGCCUGAACGCCGCAAUGAAAGGGGCGGGCACCGACGAAGACACACUCAUCCGCAUCAUCGUUGGUCGCUCAGAGGUAUGACAUCAAGGCAUGAGACACAGAAUAUUACUCAUUAAGGGGUUUUGUAUCACCAAUGUGUUUCUAAGCUUUUGUCCUGUUAGGAAGAUAAGUGAAAAAAUGGCAUUGCCUAACAGUAUUGUGUAAGGGCUUAUGAUGGAGGGUGUUGCCACAAUAAUUGUUGCGCGAGCAAAUUACACGACCUUACAAACAUGCUAAGGAAUCACUGUUAUUUUGAACGUUUUAGGACUGAUGCCCAACUGAAAAAAAUAUUUAGUCUAAAGUGCGUUACUGUGGCUUGGAAACACGAUGACAUUUCAAAAUAAAUAUUUUCUGCAUUGGUGAUGUCGUCAGAUUGGCUUUAGAUGCAGGAUAACUUUAGCUAGCUAAGAUUGAGGGGACUGCACUGAAUUUUAGCUAGCUAACAUUAGCAUUGCUAGCAAAUAUUUUUUUGUACAAACUUUGCUAGCUAAUGGCAACAUUGCCAUCUCUCUAAAGUAAAUUUGAGGACAUCAUAAUGAUGGCGACGUUUCCCAUUUCAUUAUUUCUUACUUUAGCAAUAUCGUUGUAUUUCCAGGCCACUGUAGUGUAAUUUUGAUGAAACAGUCAUUCGUUCAGAAUGACUGCGUACCAGUGGCCUUCAGGGUACAAAUAUUUGUUUUAUUUAACCUUUUAUUUAUACAGGUUUUACUCAUUGAGAUAAUCUAUUUUUCAAGAGUGACCUGGUCAAUAUGGUUGUAUGUUCAUAACAAUGGCAUGACGCAAAACCGAGUGACGGAGGUGCAACCCAUGAUUACUACUACUUGCCCCUAAUAAGAACGUAUCAAAGUCAUACGAAGAUAAUUUAUAGAAUCAGAAGAUCAUGUGAGUGUUUGUUUGUUUCCAACAGUUUGACCUGGAGACCAUUAAGGAGAUGUACCUGGAGAAGUAUGACGUUCCUCUGAAAGACGCUCUGAGCUCUGAGUGUGGAGGAGACUUCAAACGCCUCCUACUGGAGGUCCUGCACUAAGACCCCUGUUUUCUUAUACUUCUCCCUCGCUCUCCUCUUCUCUCACCUCUUCCUCCUCCUCGUCUUCGGCUCUGACUGCAGCAUGGACCGAAAACCAACCAUAUCAUCGUGUGUUACUAACGCAGACAGAAGAUGUCACCAUAACUUCUACAUCGAGUUGUUAUGAACAGAAGACUGCCAGGUAGCCUGGCCAGUAUACUGGAUAAUGAAGUAAAAGUCAUAGAACUGAACUUUAAAUACUGUUCUUAAAACAAACAAAAAAACGAUUAUUGAUAUACUGUAUGUUUACUAUCACACAUUCCACAUUCCUCGUACAGUUUGACUUUCCUCUUCUUGCUUCUUACAUACAGUAAAUGGCACCAGCUAUUUAUUAUUUCUUAUUGUUACUUUUUCACUCUCUUUAUUCAAAGCCGUGAGAAGUAGGGGUGCUGAGAGUGCUGCAGGACCCUCAGAAAAAAUAAAAUGCAACAUAAUGUUAUUUAUUCCCCCUUUUUUUCUUUUCUUUUUUU
This is a messenger RNA of Coregonus sp. 'balchen', 11695 nucleotides long. Lineage: Eukaryota; Metazoa; Chordata; Actinopteri; Salmoniformes; Salmonidae. The record is from the annotation of a GenBank genome assembly.